UGCUGCCUGGAUUCCGUUUCGGACGUGUUUACAUUUAAUAAAGCAUCCUAGCUAAUCAUAGUUGAUAUAACCACAGUACUUACAUUGAGGGUUAAUUAAACGUAUUUAAUUUAACUCUGACACUCCAACCUAGCCCAUUGAUAGUAUACGCGGGUAGCAAAUGAAGUAUCUGGUUAUGUUAGCUAGCUACUGUAGCUAGAUAGGAGUUUUCAAGACCAAGGACAAGGUUCAGCCAGGUAAGGCUGUGGUGACAAAAGGAGAUGGUCAUUCACGCUGAGCUGCGGUCAUCGCGGCGAUCCAAUGUGUAACCUAGCUAGCUAUGGUUAGCUUCCGCGGUGAGUUUAUUGCACAACGUACUAGACUAGUAUGUUCUAUACACCUAAUCAAGCUACGUACGUAUUUGAAUUUGGAGAUGUGAAUGUGUUGAUGUCGAUGUGUUUUCUAAAGCUAACUUGUCUUGCAGUGUGUACUUGACCAUUAGAUAUUUAUAUUAUUAUAGCUACAUCGAUAACUGCAGCCACGGUGCAAUAUAUUCUCUGUUAAAUAUUUUGUCAUAUCUAGCACGGUCAAUACACGGCCAGGAAAGUGUAGCACAAACCAAGGUAUUUCUUGUGUAUUGCAUCCCAAACAUUUAUCUUAUACCUGCAUGUUAUUAGUUAUUCAUGCAGCCUGUCUCACCCAAUCUCUCUGCUCAGUUCAAUUCAUAGAAUGAGUCCAGUCAAAGAUGACUUUCAGGACAUCAGUCCGGUCACACUACGACUUUCAGAGAACACUGUCACCUCGAGCCUGUACUGUGCCACUGCUAAGGGGCUGGACCCCCGGGUAACCUCCCUAGUUGAGUCCUUCCUGGUCGAAGUCUACCGCUGCAGGGCUUGCCAGUACAGCAGCAGCCUAAAAGUCAGUGUCCACACGCACAUACUGGAAAGACAUGACUCCCGCGCCGGCCUGCCCUGCCUUGAGAAGGACGAUGCCCUGGGGAUGGAGGUCGGGACGAGAGGUGACAGAGAAAACGACCACGGCGAUGAACUGGACCCGAAUGGUUAUCACCUGGAGGAUCAUCUCCACUCCAGCUCAAAGGAUGCUGAUGAAGACCAGAUGGAUCACAUGGGCUUGGAGCGCUUGUCCUUCCUGCUGCCCAUGUAUGGCAUGCUGCCCAACAUCAGUCCCCGGUCAUGUGACAUGGCUCUGAGCGCCAACUCGGACGCUAGCCUCCAGAUCGCGCAGUCCUGUGAGGUGAGCACGUUGUUUGAGGAGGAGAGACACGGAGCUGCGGAUGAAGAGGAGAGUGUGUUCCGAUUGGACGCGGCCGGCUCUGUCAACCUGUCCUGUCCAAUGGGAUCAAUGGCGGCGACGGAGCCAGAGGCUAAGGAUGAGGAAAUGGCCCAGUCAGCUCACCUCAUGACCCUGGGUCUCUGUCGUAUCUCCACUGCCAAAAAAGGCCCGUCAGGCAGAGCCGGUACCCAUGUUCCAUCGACUCCGGUCGGGCAAGAGGGCUUGGAGUCCGACACCUCGCUCGAUGAAAAGAUGGAUGACAAAAUAUCCCAGCGCCAGGGGCAGCAAUCUGCUCCUCCCGGUGGCUCUAAGCAGCGAUGGUCACUCUCCUGUGUUCUCUGCCGCGCCACCCUGGCCUCCAAGCACCUGCUUGAGAUCCACCUGAAAUGCCACGACGGGGCCCGGGCCUUCAAAUGCCUCCAGUGCGGCUGGACGUCAGCCGGCUGGGGUGAGAUGGAGCGCCACUGGCGGGCCCACGGUAAGAGGCGGAGGCGAGUGGACCGGGACAGAGGCUCCAGGCCUCACAGCUGCCGGGUUUGUCCCCGGAGGUUUCGGAGCGCCAGGUCCCGGGAUGCCCACGAGCGGCGGUACCACAGCCAGCGGCAAGAAUGCUUCACCUGCUUGCACUGUGACUACAGUGAUAAGUCAUGGGACAGGUUGCACAAACAUAUUCUGUCGGAGCACAGAACCUUCCGGGUCCGGCUGACCGACACGGAUGGACGUGGCGCCCGUGUGGCACCUGCUUCGAGGAACUUGACCCACGAAGGCUUGUAUCCACCAGACCUAGAGGGAGGGAAGCCAGAGAAUUGGUGCCAUGCCAGGAAGAAGAAGGAGAAGAAGAGGAGGCCGAAACGGACAAAUGGCAGAAUCGAUGAAGAGGAGAGAGGCGAGGACCUGGGGCAGAAAAAGGAGGAGUCUGUGAGGAGGAGAGGAAUUAAGGAGUUCUGCUGCGCCCUCUGCAACAGGAAGUUCUCCACCAGGCUGACGAUGAGGCGCCACAUGGGGAUCCAUCAGGAGGACAAGCCCUUCGAGUGUCCCCACUGCCAGUACAGCACCCGGCUCAAGGCCUCACUAGUACAACACCUCAGAGUCCAUACAGGUGAGAAGCCCUUCAAAUGCCCUCAGUGUCCCUACGCCUCAAUCGACAGCAGCUCCCUGCGCCGACACUCCCGCACACACACACAGGAGAGGCCCUACUGCUGUCCAUACUGUCCCUACAGCAGCAUCCAGAAAAAGAGCUUGGACCUCCACGCCCGACGCCACCACACGGGCGAGUCCUUCCCCUGUCACCUCUGCCCAUACACCACCCCGGACCGCCAGCUGCUACUGCGCCACGUACGCAAGCACCACGCCUCUGAAACAACCCCCCCUGUUGGGACCAAGGGCAUCCAAAUGCCCAGAAUCCUCUCUGAAGGAAACAUCCCACAAUCCUGAAAAAUUGCUUUUUUUCCCCCUCAGGCACUGAAUGAAACUGACUGAAAUACAGAGAGAGGAGUUGGACUCAUCAAGACUAGUUUUAGUUGCCUAAUAAACACGACCCUCAUGAAUGGAAGUAGUUUUUAACAAAUUAGCCGUAUAUUUUAGAACACCUCACAGUAAAAACCUAUGCAUUUUCUGAGAAGGUUAUGAGGUUUCGGUCUGAAAGAAGAUUCUUUCAGAUCUAUUCCCAUUUCCUCUUUUGCUUACAACAGACAAGUGUUUUUUGUUAUAAACCCGGAAUUUAACCAAACACUUUAUUUAGAAAAUAAAAUGUCAUACUUUUCAUAA
This is a messenger RNA of Esox lucius (northern pike), 3039 nucleotides long. Its product is annotated as zinc finger protein 3 homolog. Gene Ontology annotation, biological process: negative regulation of transcription by RNA polymerase II. The record is from RefSeq and is a predicted model, not a curated record. The coding region runs from base 709 to 2706 and encodes 665 amino acids. Gene Ontology annotation, molecular function: chromatin insulator sequence binding; DNA-binding transcription repressor activity, RNA polymerase II-specific. The transcript has 7 exons. NCBI's taxonomy places the organism in Eukaryota, Metazoa, Chordata, Actinopteri, Esociformes, Esocidae. Gene Ontology annotation, cellular component: chromosome.